This is a messenger RNA of Fusarium graminearum PH-1, 402 nucleotides long. RefSeq lists its product as uncharacterized. The transcript has a single exon. The record is from RefSeq and is a predicted model, not a curated record. Lineage: Eukaryota; Fungi; Ascomycota; Sordariomycetes; Hypocreales; Nectriaceae. The coding region runs from base 41 to 250 and encodes 69 amino acids.
ACGCUCGUAAUGUGCAGCAUAGGCGGUCCAGUUCUGAGACAUGACGACUCUUUCUGAUGACGAUACACCGUACCUAUGUGAUGGUGAUCGGCAUGGCUCAGACUGCCAAAUAAGCGCUGUACUGUUUACCUGUACUGUACUGUACUGUAUGGGUGCACGUGUUGCUGAGAAAAAGAAAAGGCCGUCGGGACAAAUGGAUGUUGAUAGUAGUAUUCGAGAGCUGGACCUUUGUAUUGUAAGCAAAAGAUGACUCGGUCGGAUACAGGUCAAUUGUAUGUAAGGGUCAUGUAUUGCCGGUGGAGUUGAGACGAGACUCUGGGGAAACUCUCAAACAGAAACACAGAGACAACAUGUUACUGAAUGACCAGCUACCGAUUAAAACCAGUCAUAUAUAAUAGUCAC